Arabis nemorensis is the source of this 735-nucleotide messenger RNA. The record is from the annotation of a GenBank genome assembly. Lineage: Eukaryota; Viridiplantae; Streptophyta; Magnoliopsida; Brassicales; Brassicaceae.
AUGUCAACUGAUCUUCUAAGCUGCUGGGCACAAACCGAAAAUUCAAAACGAGGUUUCGUGACACUAAGUGCAAGGUACAUGGCCAUCAAAUCCGAUGCUCAGAGGCGAGAAGAAAUUCGAGAGGAAAAGGAGGAGGCUGGUGAAAUACUAGAUCACUUGUGCUUCGAAUCUAAUCUAACAAAGGGUUUCGAAUUCAUAAAGGAAUCUGGCGUUCUACGAGAAGAUGAAAAAGAUGCAAUUGGCUUUACCCCCUGGUAUGGAAGACAUGCAGUGCAUCAACCGGUUGGUGCAGCCUUGCGAAUUUUUGAACCAGACUACGAUAACCUCGGACCAGACGAUAUCUAUGAUGGUCCCCAAACUCCCCAAUCAGUCUUGGCUGCUGCAAACCAUGUUGUCAUCAUUGUCGCAGUCUUGAGACUUCACGGACAGUUGGUUGCUAAGUGUAAAUCGAGCCAUGGAACGCGAAGACAAAGGGACGGAUACCUAUAUGUGAGCUUGACAACCAUGGUUACUAGCACAUGUGGCACUAAACCACACCCGAGCUCUCUCUUUGUGAGAGACGCAUCCAUGGAUGAACGGUGGUGGCGGCGGAGCGGUGGAAACCGAGUUAAGUCGAAUGUCUUUCCAAAGCCUCCACGAUAUCCACCUCCUUCAUAUCCAUUCCCAGAUCCACGAUUGUCAUCUCUCCGACCACCACCGCCACAAUCUCCGCAUCCACCAAAUGAACCAUUCUGA